Tricharina praecox is the source of this 4468-nucleotide messenger RNA. RefSeq lists its product as uncharacterized. Gene Ontology annotation, biological process: endosomal transport; endocytosis. The transcript has 7 exons. Lineage: Eukaryota; Fungi; Ascomycota; Pezizomycetes; Pezizales; Pyronemataceae. The record is from RefSeq and is a predicted model, not a curated record. Gene Ontology annotation, molecular function: calcium ion binding; protein binding. Bases 118 to 4218 code for a protein of 1366 amino acids. Gene Ontology annotation, cellular component: cytoplasm; plasma membrane.
ACCUCAGCCCUUCUGAACGCCGGAUCGGACGGACUCCAUCCAUACCUACUAUUCCCCCGAUAACUGCCUCCCUCGAUCGACCGGGCGCGCUCAGAACCUCCACUAUCACCACCCAUCAUGAGUGACACACGAGGGGAGACCUUAACGGAGGCCGGAGGCCACCACAACAUCGUCCUAACGCCUGACGAGAAGAAAGUCUUCGGGCAACUGUUCCAAGCAGCCGAUAACGAGAACCUCGGUGUCGUCACGGGAGAACUCGCGGUUAAGUUCUUUGAGAAGUCUGGACUGGGUCCGCGCAUUCUGGGAGAGAUCUGGGGAAUCGCGGAUACAGAGAACCGAGGACUGCUCACGAAGGUCGGCUUCAGCGUCGCGCUGCGAUUGAUUGGGCAGGCCCAGAAUGGACAGCACCCUCGGCCUGAGUUGGCUCAGCAACCUGGCCCAUUACCGCAUUUCGAGGGCGUCACAGUCGUCUACCCGUCGCUCCCUACCGCAUCCCCUCCUCCUCCUGCUCCGGCGCCCGUCAUUCCGCCUCCGCCUCCUGGUCCUCCACCCGGUGGCAUGAUUCGCGUGCCGAAUCUAAUGCCCCAGGAUGUGGAUAAGUUUACGAUACUGUUCGAGAAGUCUGGGGCGGUUGAUGGGCUCCUGCAGGGCAACAUUGCUCGCGACAUCUUCCAGCGCUCGAGACUGCCAACCCCGACACUCAUUCAGAUCUGGAACCUUGCCGACCAGAAGGGCCGCGGAGCGCUAGGCUGUGCUGAGUUCGUUGUGGCGAUGCAUCUCAUCACUUGUUGCAAGAGCGGCCAACUGCCUGCUCUCCCGCAGAUCCUCCCCCCGGGCCUGUAUGACGCGGCCGCCGGCCGACCUCCGACACGCAGCGGCCCGGAUCGAAGAGCUCCCGGCCGGGCGAUGCCUCCUAUUCCGCCGAUUCCGAAGCAGUUCAGUGGUCCCCAGGCCCAGCGCGCACAGUCGCCUCUGUCUCGUAACUUCACGCCGCCUGUUCCUCAGAACGCAAAUGCUAUUCAGCGCGAUCUUACGGGAGGUGGAGUGGCAGGCGGGGCUUGGGCUGUUACACCGGCAGAUAAGCAACGGUUCGAUGCGGUGUUCUUGACUGUCGACAAGGCUGGCAGGGGAGUCAUCACUGGUGAUGAGGCUGUGCCCUUCUUCAGCAACUCCAACCUCCCCGAAGAUGUUCUCGCCCAAAUUUGGGAUCUGGCCGAUAUCCACAAGGCGGGCCAGCUCAACCGUGACGAGUUCGCGAUUGCCAUGUACCUUAUUGUACAGCAGCGAAGUAAUCCGGGAAUGCCACUCCCGGAGACUCUGCCUCUCAACCUGAUCCCCCCCCAUGUGCGUCAGCAGCGUCAAUUGACAGGCCCAGCUGGCCCCGUGGUGCAGCCACCAAGCCCCUUUGACCCGCCUCUGCCGCAGCAACCCCCUCCACCGAAGUCGGCGGCAGACGAUCUUUUCGGAUUGGACCACUUUACUUCGGGCGGUGCACAGUCGCAAGCCGGCCCUGGACCCACUCCCUCUGCCGGUCCGUUCGACAAUGAUACCUGGGGAGCAUCCACGGCCCAGGACGUGUCACCGCCGAUUUCCGGAGCUCAUUCGCCAGUUCCUAACCAACUUCCCAGCUUCCUUAGCAGGCCAACACCUACGUUUGUGCCGCAAUCGAGCUUUGGACAGUCUAUCCUGCCAUCCAAUACUGGUGGAUCCAACCACUCUGCUGCGAGCCGAGGGUUCUCUCAGCAACAGAAGGGUCCAGAUAUGGAUGACUUGCUGGGUGAUGCUGAUCCGGAAGUGGGCAGAAAAGUAACCAACGAAACCAUGGAGCUGGCCAAUCUUUCCAACCAAAUUGGCAGUCUGACCAGGCAGACGCAAGAGCUGAAUAUCAAACGUGUUUCUGCAGAGUCCGAUCUAUCGUCACUUACCACGCAGAAGCAGAACAUUGAAGCCCAGUUGGCGCAGCUUCGUGCCGCUUAUGAGAAGGAGGCUGCCCAGGUCAUGCAAGUGGAGGAGCAGCUUGCGAUUUCCCGACGAGAUACCGCUACGGCGACCCAGGAUUACCACAAGAUGGAUGCAGAGCUCACCCAGUUGCAGUACAAAAAGCAGGAGCUUUUGUCUCAGCUGGAAGGGGACAGGAGGGAGAACGAGAACCUUAAGGAGAGGAUGAACUCUGUCAACACGGAAACUCGGUCGCUAAAGGAGGAACUCGAGCGAUUGCAAUUGCAGGCGCGCCGGGAGAGGGGCUUGGUGGCUAUCAACCGCAAGCAGGUGGAGAAGAGUGAGCAGGAACGUGACAAGCUCAAGAGUGGAAUCGAAGAGGCACAGAGACCCCGUGCUGCCAGUCCGCCGCCUCCAGGUAGCCCUACCCUCUCCACAGGAAGCAUCGGUGGCAGCCACAACCCCUUCCAUGCUGCGGCCCGUAAGUCGCCUCCGCCUAUCUCGGAGAGUGGAUUCUCGGCUUCGCCAUUUGCUCCUCCCAGACACUCGAUGGAUGAUGUGUUUGGACCCGCGUUUUCCUCCACACCGCCACCCGGCCACGGCUUCCCAAGGCCUCCAGCUGAUUCCAGCACCUACACUCUUUCCGGAACUGAGAGUGCCCAUGGGGGCAGGUCGACGCCUACUACCUCGGCACCUCCAUCGUCCUACCACGGUUCGCCGCCGCCGUCCGAGGCUCCCUCGCUCGCUGUCGGAUCGCAGAUGACAUCCUCUUUCCUACCCCUGCCUAUUAACCGUGCAGAUUCCACGACGUCAUCCGUGGCGGUUAAUGCUUCUGCCAGUAUUCGGGACACCGACUUCUCUCGUCCUGACACUCCUACCGGCGUGUUUGGACCCACCGCUAGUGUCGAAACCCCUGGACGGACCGCGCGGGAAGACAGGAGUGGCAGUUUCAGCGUGAAGAGUGAUGCUGGUACCGAAGCAUCGGGACGGCCCGCUUUCUCGCCUUUCGAUCGUCGCAAUGACUCUCCAUUCGCCGGCGUUGAGCGGAACAUCACUGGAACGACAUCAGGUGGUGACGAGAACAAGCCCAGAUUGGAGAAGAUGGAUUCGUUCAGCUUUAACAGCAACGUCCCUGGAGCAUUCCCUAUGGGAGAGAGCAGCACACCCAUCAAGGCCACGCCGACUGGUGAAAGCACGAUGAGCAACUUGAGCAGAGGCAGUAAUUUCAGUCGCGCCGCUGCUUUCGGUGGCGAUCCAUUCAGCAUCGGUAAGAAUGAGGCUGCGAGCGCAUCCAGCAAGGAUUUCGAUGAGGCGUUCAACAAGUUUACGGCAGUGGAGCAUCAUACCGGUGGCUCUGGAAGCGUUAGUGCCUCCAAGUUUCAUGACGAGUUCCCUCCUAUCAAAGAAGUGCGGCCGGAUAGCGAUAGUGACAGUGAUGUUGGCUUUGAUGACAACUUCACCACAGCCAGCCCUCAGGCAAAGUUGGAAUCGGCCACUCCUACUAAUGCCAACCAGGGUUUGAACUUUGAUCCCGCUGCCACAGAUGCCACCUCAGGCGCACCGCCGUCUGCCUCGGCCCAGCAAUCGCCUCCAGCAUACAGCGGUGAGAAGCCAUACGAAUUUGGCGGUCUCCUCCCAUCUCGCACCGACCCUAUGAAGCACGAUGCACCCACACCUGGCGGCAGCACUAACGCCGUCGUCUUCCCUUCUACUCCUACGGCAGCUAAGGACGAGUUCGACGAUGAUGCGUUUGGCGAUCUCGCCGAGGCUAAAGAGGCAGACGAGAAGAGUGCAGACAUUGAUUUCGUUAAUCCCUCUGGCUUUGGUGGCGACUUUAACUUCGGCGAGCCCAGCGCGGAGAACACGGCGGACGAUGGCUUUGAAUUCAACUACAACACCGACGGCACUCAGCAGCAAGGUCAGGCUCAAGGCGACGCGAACAAACAACCAGCGGCCAGUCCUCAAGACUGGGACGCCAUCUUCGCCAACUGUGUCGUGCCCUCGUCGUCGGCCCAGCAACAGCCAUUGAAGGAGAAUGUUGUGCCCGUGGCAACAGCAGAUCAGAGUGGUACGGACCCCGGUGAGGGCGGUGUUUCUCUAUCUUUCUCCUCCUCUGAUCGUCCUCCUACCACGACGACUACCAUUUCGGAAGGUGAAGAUGAUGGGAAAGUUGAGAAGUUGACCGGAAUGGGCUUUGACAGAGAGAGUUCGGUGAAAGCGCUUGAGAAGAAUGGAUGGGAUAUUGACCGAGCUAUCAAUUCCCUCAUCAACGAAGCAUAGCCUGAGCAGGAGGUAUUGUUAGGUCGAUCGUUUUUCUUACUUUCUUGUUGCUGUUGUUGGUAUUACGGUUUUGGAUAUGCACUUUUUUCCAAUACAUUUUUUCUUUUGUAAAACACACCCUCCCAGAACACCCCCAUUUGGACAAUUUUCAUAUCUCGUAUCUCGUAUCUCGUUUUUUCUCCGUCUGCCUGUCGAUCUGGGCUUGUUGUUUCCUUUGUAUUUGCGAAGGGGUCUAAUAUUGUAUGGUGGC